Messenger RNA from Cryptomeria japonica (Japanese cedar), 4486 nucleotides. Its product is annotated as kinesin-like protein KIN-10A. Bases 307 to 3885 code for a protein of 1192 amino acids. Gene Ontology annotation, molecular function: microtubule binding; ATP hydrolysis activity; ATP binding. The transcript is spliced from 6 exons. Gene Ontology annotation, biological process: microtubule-based movement. Gene Ontology annotation, cellular component: microtubule; kinesin complex. The record is from RefSeq and is a predicted model, not a curated record. Lineage: Eukaryota; Viridiplantae; Streptophyta; Pinopsida; Cupressales; Cupressaceae.
ACGGAUUUCUCUAAGAUGCGUUUGAUUCUACAAAGAAUAGCUUUCUUUUAUAGUGUCCCUCUAAUGAUGUAGCCGGUUGAAUUCAUAAGAGGGGGAAACUUCUAAAUUUGGUCCAUCAUAUUUCCCAAGGGAACCACGGUAUUUGCAUCGUGGGGUCAUGUCGAACUUCUCUCAACGGAUCUAUUGAUUUGAAUCUGAAUAGAAAAGAAAAAUCAAUCGACGAGCUGGAAUAGAUGAAUACUAGUACAAUAGAAGAAAAACUAAAGUGGCUGGAGAAAUCAGUAUCAGUAGCAACCUUUUCCAGCAAUGGGGGGCAAAAUUCAAUGGAAAAAAGAAGACCACCCAGUGGAAGUAAUUGGCAGGCUAAGGCAAAACAGCCUAAACAAUGGGUUUGUGAUUCAGUUAGCUGACAACAAGGGUAUAAGAAUAAAAUCCGAAUCAGGACAGCACAUGGACUUUAGCCUAGAUGGGAUUUCAUGGAGUGAGGAGGCUUUGCAAACAUUCUAUGACAAGUACAUAAAAACAAGAGUGGAAGGAGUGAAGAGUGGAGGGAAAUGUACCAUUGUAUUGUAUGGAGCCACAGGAUCAGGGAAAAGUUAUACCAUGUUUGGGGAUACGAAAGAAGGUGGUAUUGCUUACAGAGCCCUGCAUCAUAUCAUGGACGAGGGAGAUGAGAUUGUGAAGGUUAGUGUUUUGGAGAUUUACAACGAGGAAGUGUGUGAUCUGUUGGCAAGGAGCUCGGCUAAGGGCGGUGCCAGUCCAAAGAGAGUCAGAUUGGAUGUGAGGGGCGGAAAGGUAAAAAAUUCCUGUUUAAUCAGUGGGAAGAAAGCAGAUGAUAUUGUUCGAGAUAUACAACUGGUUGAGAAAAAGCGUGUUGUCAAGAGUACCAACUGCAAUGAAAGGAGCUCCCGCAGCCAUUGCAUAAUUACAGUGGAUGUACCGUCAGUUAGAGGCCAGCUAGUUCUGGUGGACAUGGCUGGUUCAGAAAAUAUUGACCAGGCUGCCAUUGGAAUAGAAGCAAAAAUGCAGACAGGUAAAAUAAAUCAAGGGAAUGGAGCACUGAAAAGGGUUGUAGAGGCAAUAGCAAAUGGAGAUAAUUACAUCCCAUACAGGGACAGUAAGUUGACCAUGCUUCUCCAGGAUUCUUUUGAGGAUGACAAGGCUAAGAUUCUGAUGAUUCUUUGUGCAAGCACUGAUCCAAAAGACAUUUAUAAAACAAUUGGCACCUUGGAGUAUGGAUCCAAAGCCAAAUGCAUUGUUAAAUUACCUAAAUCUCCUGUCAAAGAGAAGAACAAGGCUACUGAUCAAGUGGUUUUGCAGAACAGAAUCAAUGUCAUGCUGGACUUGAUUGAAAGACUUCAAGCUGAGAAUCAGUUGAAAGAUGAAUUCAGAGAAAAGAUUGAAAAAGAAUUGAUUAUAAAGAACCAGCAAGUAGAGAAUUUGAAAAGCAGGGUAGCAAAUAUAGGAGGAGAGAAAUACCAGUUUUUGGAGUAUAUGGAGAAAAUACACGAGAAAUUGCUAAAAUUAAUCUACACAAUUGAAAUUAACAGACAGAUAAUAACAAAGAAAGAAACCAAAUUAUAUACAGAUAUGCAGGAACAUCAAGCAAAAAUAAGAGAGUUCAUCAAUAUGGUGCAAAGUAUAGAAGACGAGAUUAUAUGCAAGAUAAGUGACCACCAGCAUCAGAAGGGGCAUUCAAUCAAAUCAAAUAUGGCUCAAACUUCAUAUAGUUUGAUGGUCAAUUCCUGUACAAUUCCAAAUUGUCUUACAACAGAUGCCACUGGAAUAGGUAUUCCUCUGAUCUCCAGAAAAUCAGAAACAACUCUAGAAGCCGGAGCCUCUAAUGAAUUGCAAGUCCAGGUAGAUUCAGCCAUGUCCAAAGAUCCCAACAUUGCCUAUAAUGAGGGCAGUCAAAUUCUGUCCUGUAACAGCUUCAAGAAAAUGAUUGAUCUUUCAACUUGUCAUACAGAGGAUUCCUGUCCUGACACUAGACCCUGUGAACAUCAGCAAACAUCUGAAAAGAUUAGGCACAGGGAAGAUAACACUAAAAAACACAGCUUGAGGGAUUGGGAUGAAGAGGUUCAAUUUACGGUUGUGUGCAAUGAUUCAGAACACCAGGCUGUUAUUUGUCGAUCCUGUGAUCAAAUUGAUGAUUUAUCAUCUUUAUCUGAUAUAGAAAGUGAGGUGCUGGAGCCAAGUGUACAGGUCUGCAGUUCAGCAGAUCUACAUAUUCUGAAAGAAAGUAAUGAUGAGACAAAGCACCCUGCAUUUCCUUCUAAAGUCUUUCAUCAGGGUGACGAUGAUGUAAAGACGAAAAUGGAUAUAUGUAAUGGGGCCAACACUGUAUCAGUAAAAAGCCCAGAUAAAAGCUCUAUGUUAAGUGAUGUGGCCAGGAAUUCCACCUGGGUGCAGAGCUCUGGAACAAAUAAUUGUUUUGAUGUGGGUUGGACAGGUGGGAUAUCAUUCACAGGGUGGCUGCCUGCCAUACCUGAAACAUCUUUUGAAGGUGAAGAAGAUGGUGAGGUCUACAACGAGGAAUCUAAAGAAAAUGAUGAAAAAAGUCAUCAGGGAAUAGAAAAUGUUGAUAAAAAAGUUAUUGAGAGAGAGAAUAUGGCUGUCAACUCAAAAGGUGAAGCCAGUGAUUCAAAUAUGAUACUUGAUGGAUCUGGAACUGAUCCCUGCAAGACUGUUGUUCAUCUACCAAAUGAGGGGAACAUCUGUGAUCUGGCUUUAUAUUCCAAAACAGGCAGUGCCUCCAACUCAGAUGAAGAUCAUGAAUCACUGCAGAUGGAAAUCAAUCAUAAUGAUGAGGACAAUGGUUGUCAAGAAGCCGUGCAGAUUGACUGUGGGAACAGAAUACAUAUUGAAACACAAAAUCUUCAUGGUAAUAGCCUUCUUCCAACCGACUGUGAGAAUCACAGUUCUAUACAGAAAGUGCAGAAAGAAAUUCAAACCACUACACUAAACUUGGAAGGAGCCAAUGGGGAGAGGACACAUACAAGUCCAUCCCAGUCAGGCCAAAAACCACAAUUUUCUAAUGAUGAUUCACUCCCUUGCUAUGAAUUGGGUGUUGGUUUUGACAUUGAUGUAGAUGUUGACACUGCCACUAAACAGCACCCAAGAUAUAACCAUGAAGAAAUGGAGGAUAUGGAACUAGUAGACUCAUCAACAUCGUUGUCUGAAGGAAUUGAAGUUAUGGAACUGGAAGACUCAUCAACAUCAUUCUCUGAAGAAAUUGAGAUUGUGAAACAAGCAUGCUCGCCAAUAUCUUUUUCUAUGAGUCCAGGCAAGACUGAUCUUCCCCUGUCACAAACAAGGGAAUCAUCUGCCAGUAAUUUGGAUAAUGCUUGUGAUGUUGACGUGUAUGUUAAAUGGGGAAAAUCCACUGAAAAGCAGGAUAAGCUUAUAUGUAUUGUGUCUUUGCCAAAAACUGCGACCCUUGCUGAACUUCGGAAAGAGAUAACUCCUCGUAUAGCUCAUGCUAACAAGCAGUUCACGUUUCUUAUGCUGGGGGAAAACGGUGGAGGAGAGGUUGAACAAGAGAUAGAAAGUGAGCUGAGGGUAGGUUCAUUGCCAGACUGCUUGGAUCGCAAGGGAUGUCAUCUAGCUUGUUUACGCCCACCAAGAAGGAUCAAACUUUCCUUGCCACCUGACAGACUCUCCAAUCCUUUAGCCCAAAUUGAAAAUAAGAUUCCAAAUUCAACUCAAACCGUGGACAAGAAGAAAGGUUCAAAGUCUUCAAAUACUCCAACUGGUCCUUCUCUAAAUAAAGGUGGCCUGAGAACCCUGCUCAGCAAGAAGGAUAGGAGUAAAAUGACAUUCAAGGACAAAGCCAAACCUUUAUAUUUUCAAGAUCUCGCUUGCACACUUCUGAAUGGUGUAUAGUGUACCAUAAAAUAUUUGUAGUUAUAACAUGCUUACUCCCUUCUCCCAUGGGACAAAGUUAGUGGAAAACAAAAGAAAUGUUUCUUAUCAAUUCCUGCAAUAUGUUCAUGGUAGGCUCGUCAUAUGAUGGAAAGACAAUUGUUUCCUGUCAAUACAAGAAUUCAUCUCUCAGAAUUAGGUUAACGAACCUUACUCACAAAUGCAAAGUUAUGAGUAUGAUUUCUCAGGCCGUGUUUGAUCAAGUGAGGGUGUGCAGUAGGAAAGAAAUUUAUUGACUGUCUAGGAUUCAGAUGUUCUAGAGGAACGGGGACAUCAUUUUCUUUCACCAACCUGGUUUCAUGCAUUCAUGCCUUCUGUUUUCAUCUUAUGUUGACGAUCUGGCAGGCUUUUCCCUCCACCUUUGAGGCUGGAAGAAUUCAAAAAUUCCAAUUCGUUAUGAUUUUGGUUUCUUGUCUAGAUUGGUUGCAGCAUGGCAAGAAGGCAUGAGCAUGGUUUUGUAAUUUUGAAAUCAGUUAUCGACUUUUCUUAAAUUGAACUUUUUGUAAUAUAGGGUGGAAACCCAUUCUUAAUUUAAAAAAACAGUAACACUGGUUUUGAUUCA